UGGCGGCUCUGUGCGAACCCAAACGGGACGCCGGGCUAACGUUUUGAGCUUUCACACCCAAAACGGACACCGGGGCUACGCGGGGCACCGCAUCAUCUCAAUCCCCACCGGCCCACCUUUCAGCGGAUACCGCUUUCGCUCGCGUCCGUGAAGGCUAAACAAACGCAAAAAUUGAGAUUGAAAUAAUAGGGUUUGCCUAUCAUGAGAGGCAGAAGGGGCAGGCCGCCCAAACCGCUGCAAAGUGAGGAGCCGUCUCCAACACCGGCCCGUGGCUUGAGACCCAGGAGGAAUCUGAAGCCCAGGGCCAGGGACAGCGGGGAUGAGGAUACCGAGAGCCCCAAGAGAGAGACCACCAAGGCGGCCAGGGGCAAGAGAAAGGGGGGAGCUGGCACGUCAACCCGGGGCAGGGGAAGAGGCAGAGGUGGCGGUGGAGGCAGAGGAGGUCGAGGAGGAAGGCGGACGCCUGCCUCCAAAACAGUGGUCUACGAUGACCAUGAGAGCGAGGAGGAAGACGAUGCGGUCAGCCUGAGAUCCGAGGAGGACGAGUAUGUAGAGGAGGAACCCGCAUCCGAGGAGGAUGAGGGCCUCAAGGAGGACUCCGACUGCCUUGACGAUGUGCUGGACGAGGAGGAGGAUGAUGCCAGCUACUGUACAGAGAGUAGUUUUCGGAGUCAGAGCACACACGCCAGCACUCCGGGGAAGAGAAAACUACGGGCUUCCCGACCUCGCACUCCUAUUCUGGAGGACAAGGAGAUUCCUCAGCUGGAGCUCCCUGAGACCUCCGAGGAUCUCCUGGUGCCCAGUGAGGAGCUUCUCAGUGUCACCUCCAUCUAUGAGGUGCUUCGCAACUUCAGUACGGUGCUGCGGCUCUCCCCAUUCCGCUUUGAGGACUUCUGCGCAGCUCUGGUUGGACAGGAGCAGUGCACUUUGAUAGCAGAGACCCACAUUGCCCUGCUGAAGGCCAUCUUGCGUGAGGAAGACUCCUCCAGCACCACCUUCGGCCCUGCCGACCUUAAAGACAGUGUCAACUCUACGUUGUACUUUAUUGAUGGCAUGACGUGGCCCGAGGUGGUGCGGGCGUACUGUGAGAGUGACCGGGAGUAUCACCACGUCCUGCCGUAUCUGGAGGUGGACGAGUACCCGUACGGUCCACUGGACAGUAAGAUCAAGGUGCUGCAGUUCCUGGUUGAUCAGUUUCUCACCACCAACAUUGCCCGUGAGGAGCUCAUGUCGGAGGGCAUCGUGCAGUAUGACGACCACUGCCGCGUCUGCCAUCGGCUGGGUGAUCUGCUGUGCUGUGAAACCUGCUCGGCCGUGUACCAUCUUGAGUGUGUGAAACCACCACUGGCCGAGGUUCCAGAGGACGAGUGGCAGUGUGAGAUCUGUGUGGCACACAAGGUUCCCGGCGUCACAGACUGUGUCACAGAGAUGCAGAAGAACAGACCCUACAUCCGCCAGGAACCCAUCGGAUACGACCGCCACCAGAGGAAGUACUGGUUCCUCAACAGAAGGAUUAUUGUUGAGGAGGAUGGGGAGCAUGAGAAGAAAAAGAUCUGGUACUACAGCACCAAGGCGCAGCUGGGGGAGCUUAUCGAGUGCCUGGAUAAGGAGUACUGGGAGGUGGACCUCUGCGCCACCCUGGAGGAGAUGAAGGAGGAGGUGCAGACUCACAUGGACAUCACCGAGGACCUUACCAACAAAGCCCGUGGAAACAAUAAGUCCUACCUCACCGCUGUUAAUGAAGAGAUCAUGGAGCGUGUGAAGGUCAGGCAAGAGGCACAGGAAGCAAACAGGCUAGCAGAGGAAGCGGAGAAAAAAAAGCAAGAACCAGAAAGUGGCCCCUCCAAGGCAGUGGAGGGCCCUGCUGAGCUCGCCACACAGCUGGACAACGGAGAACACACGGAGUCUAAAGAAGAUCCUACUUCACAGGCAGCCAAAGGUCCCACUGCUGGAGAGGAGGGCAACAUGUCUAAUCCUAAGCCUGGUUCAGCCACGCAGGACUCUGCCGUCUCUAAAACGGAGUUCCUUGAACCCAAUGAGGGCACCCAGCCUGCCCCCUUAGGGAGCCAGGAGAGUGGGGAGUCCCCUGUAGUGGCAAAGCAGGAGAGGACAGAUAAGGAUGUAAAAGCAGAGUCUGGCAGUGAGGAGAAGCCACAGACCCAAGGCCUACAGCAGCAGUCUGCCGGGCCAGAGGUGUGCAGCAGCCAGGUGUCUGGAUCUGGGAGCCUCAGGAAGCUGGAGGAGCCUGACCUGGCUGACAGGUCGUCCCAGUCCUCUUUCACAAGCCAAGAUGGGACAGAGGAGUAUAACGAGAAGGUCAAGAGCGACAAAGUAACAGCAGCAGAUCGGGAGAAUAAUAACCCAACACCUAGAGGCAGCAAGGAGUCAUCACCCGCGCGCUCUGAUGGUGAGACCUCCCGUCCCGGCUUCUUGAAAAAGGACACUGCAGUGAAGACCAAUGCCAACAACUUGUUCAAACUGGGUCAGGAGGGUAAAUACAGAGUCUACCACAACCAGUACAGCACCAACGUCCUGGCCCUCAACAAGCAUCAGCACCGUGAGGACCACGACAAACGACGCCACCUCUCCCACAAGUUCAGCCUGACCACUGCCUCUGAGUUCAAAUGGAACGGCUCUAUUCACGGUUCAAGGGUCCUGACCGUCUCUACCCUACGUCUCACCAUCAUCCAGCUGGAAAACAACGUCCCCUCACCGUUCAUGCACCCAAACUGGGCAUCGCAUAGGUCCAACUGGAACAAAGCAGUCCAGAUGUGCAGCAAAGCCAGGGAAUUUGCUUUGGCCUUGGCCAUCCUGGAGUGUGCCAUCAAGCCAGUGGUUAUGCUGCCUGUGUGGAAGGAUUCUCUUGGACACACAAGGCUACAUCGAAUGACCUCCAUGGAGCGGGAGGAGAAGGAAAAGGUGAAAAAGCGAGAGAAGAAACUGGAGGAUGAGGAGACUAUGCAGCAGGCCACCUGGGUGAAGUACACCAUCCCCAUCAAACACCAGGUGUGGAAACAGAAGGGGGAGGAGUACAGGGUGACUGGGUAUGGAGGCUGGAGCUGGGUCAGUAAGACCCAUGUGCCACGUUUUGUUCCGAGGCUACCAGGGAACACAAAUGUAAACUACCGCAAAGAACUGGAGGCAGCUAAAAUGGGCAAAGAAAAUGCAGCAGCUAGCACAAAUAAGCCUAGCAAAUUGAUGGGAGCUGAGAAGGAGACCGCUCAGAGCACUGUGGAUAAAGACGAGGAGCAAAUAUCCUGCACUGUGUCAUCUCAGAGCACUUCUUCAGAGGAGGGACAGAGUGGAAAAGAAAAGGAAAGUAUCAUGGAGAAGGGGGAGGAAACAAAUGUGGAAAAAACAACUGAUGAAAAAAUGGAGGUUGAUCCCCACCCAGAAACUGUUGCUUCCAGUGACAACAAAGAUAAUGUCAUCAAGAGAAGCCCUUCUCCACUUGCUGGCCAGCCUGUGAAGGAAGAAGCCAUGCAGGGAGUUGAAAAACCCCAGGAGGAGAACACGUCGCCCAAACCUUUCUACUAUGAUGUUGUGAAUGUCAGCGAGGGCUUCCAGCUGCGGACAGCUUAUAAGAAGAAGGUAAAGCCCUCAAAACUGGAUGGACUCUUAGAGCGCCGGGUCAAACAGUUCACCUUGGAGGAGAAGCAGAGGCUGGAGCGUUUGAAACAGGCAGCUCUGUUGUCCAAAUUGGUCACCUCAAAGCCUACUGCUGUUGUCAAGACUGAAGCCUCUGCAGUGAACAAACAGGAGCCUGCAGUGACCCCAUGCACUAAAGUAGAAGAGAGGCAGGAGGGCCUGCAGGUGAAAGACGCGGUGGUUAAAAAACUUAACUUUGACCAGGAGCAGACAGAAACAAAGCCUCGGACAGACAACUUGGACGUCAGAUUAGACUCCACACAAUCCGUAGCACCCAACCACAGCACACAAACGGAGGCAAAUGCUGUGCAGGGGAAUGGUGGGGAGGCCUUAGGCCAUAAAGAGGUGAACGGAGGGUCCCAAGCUGACACUGAGCUGAGUGAGCUCAACAGGAAAACAGACUGUGGGGUAGAGCCAAUAGUAAGUACAGAAAAACUGCACAAACCAGAGGUGGAACCAGAGGCUCGAACAGGAGAGAACGCUAAGAAGCGCAGGUAUGAUGAAACUGAGGAAGGCAGUGAACAGAAAGACACAGAGGGCAUGGAGGUGGACCAAAGUAAAAACAGUCCAGUGCAGGUAAAUGGGAAAGAUGCAGUCACUCCUGCUCCAGUAGACUCCAACACUAACUCGGACCUGGCCAGCCCUGUCCCAGGUGAGAUAAAAGCUGUGCCUCAGAAAGAGCCUGUCAGAUCUUUGAUGAAUGGGAGUCUCUUGCAGAAUGAUGUGUCCAGCAUAGAUCACCCACCUCCCUUGAAGGUCCCAAAAUUGGACAACCAUGUUGCAGAGAAGGGUGACUCUUCGUUAAGUGUUGCUAUGAUAGCAAAUAAGAAGGAGGAAGUACCUAUGGACAAAGAAGAGAGAUUGUCCAGUAAGCCUCCUUCAUCAACCCCCUCAAGCCUGAGUCCCAACAGCACAGACAAUGGUAGUGGUACUGAAGGUCUGAAGGCAGUCACCCACACGGGCAUCACCUCCAGUACUCCAGUGGCCACUGAUUCCCAAAUGGCACAGGCAGCUGAGGAGACCAGCAGCAAAAUUAAGCCCGCUCCAGCAGAAAGCAGUGGAGGCUCCACCCUCCCCACCUCCACCACCACCACCACCACCAAAACCAACACCUCCUCCCAGCUCAGCUCCCUGACCCCCAAAGCUGUUCUUUCUCAGGAGACCAAAACCAACGUAGCAACGGUUACAGACACCAAAACGAGUGUCUCCGGUUCAGCAACAAGUUCCAUGACGGUUAGUAAAGAAUAUUCCACCAGAGACCGGGUCAGCCUCCUCAAGUUCUCCAGAUCCAAGAAGGCACGAUCGGGAACAGCCCUGCCAUCCUACCGCAAGUUCAUCACCAAGAGCAGCAAGAAGAGCAUCUUCGUCCUCCCCAAUGAUGAUCUUAAGAGGUUGGCAAGAAGGGCAGGCAUCAGAGAGGUGCCUAUCUUCAACUACAAUGCCAAGCCGGCCCUGGACAUUUGGCCCUACCCCUCACCCAGGCCGACCUUUGGGAUCACAUGGAGAUACCGUCUCCAGACUGUGAGGUCACUUGCUGGGGUCAGCCUGAUGCUGAGGCUGCUGUGGGCCUGCCUGAGGUGGGACGACAUGGCUGUCAAGCCCUCUGCUGCUGUAGGGACCACUCGGAAAGAAACCACAGACACGGACAUCAUCACAACAGAGAUCAUCAAACGAAGAGACGUUGGACCUUAUGGCAUACGCUCAGAAUACUGUAUCAGGAAGAUCAUUUGUCCCCUUGGCAACAGAGACACUCCCAAAGAGACCCCAACCCCCCAGAGGAAAGGUCUGCGCUCCAGUGCCUUGAGACCCAAGAAGGCAGAGCCAGCCAAGCUGACUGGACCUAUUGCCAUGGAGACGUGGGUGGCUGAGGAGGAGCUGGAGCUGUGGGAGAUCAGGGCCUUUGCCGAAAGAGUGGAGAGGGAAAAGUCCCAGGGUUCAGAUCCCUCCAAGAUUGGUAGUGCUCUGAAGACAGCAGAAGAUGUUAAGGCCCACUUGGAAUUACAGCUGAAACAGGCCAGGCUGGCUGUCCAACAGAAACGUCUUGAGCAGCAGAAAACAGGUGCAACCACCACCACUUCCUCCACCACCACCACCUCUACCCCCACUACCAGCACUCCCACAACCCCCACCUCUACAGGCCAAAAGCCAGGCCAGGUCACAUCUGGAACCAAGAUGGUUCUGGCCUCCAAACUGGGCUCCCCGGUUUCUUUCCAGCAGGACAAGAACUUCCAGCAGUCUUUUGCUUCCUGGGUCAAGCAGGGUCAGACCAACAACAGCUCAGCCUCCACAGGCUCGGUGGCCACCAUGGCUAGCAGUAUCACCACCUCAGGGCAAACCUUCCAGAUCGCUGGUGGCCCAGUGACUGUGGCUGGUCAGGUCCUCGCCGCCAAGCUACCGCUGCCUGCUAACAGCAAGAUUGUCACUCUCAACAUGCCCACCACACAAGGAGGUGUGGUCCAGCAGAAAGUCCUUGGCAUUUUCCCCUCUGGCCCUCCUGCUAACCUUCGGACAUAUAGCACAUUACACCCCACAACUGGCAACAUCAACCUCAGAGCCACCACCUCUGCCUCAACCACUCAGCAACAGGGCACCACAGCAGGAAGCCAGGUGCGGCCAGGCACAACAAUGAUCCAGUCACCUACCCAGGGUACUUCAUCAAUGGCCAGAAGCCCAGUGGCGGCUCAACCAGGCCAGCCUCAGCAGCCUGGGCAGAUGGGCCGUGGUCAGCCUGGUUCCACAGCUGUGUCCAGCGCUAGUCCUGUGCAGAGCAAUGCAGGUCAAAGAGUAGUGGGUGCUGCACCGUCGCCCCGCGCAGCCACCCCAGCACCUGGACAUUCCCAAGCUGCCCCUCCGCCUGCCUCCCAGACCAACAGGCCUCAGCAGGGUCAAGUCAGACUCACAAUGGCUCAGCUUACACAGCUAACGCAGGGUGCACAGGGAGGGAACCCAGGUCUGACGGUGGUGAUCCAGGGUCAGGGCCAGACCCAAGGCCAACUGCAAAUCAUCCCACAGGGGGUAACGGUCAUCCCUGGCCCCGGGCAGCAGCUCAUGCAGGCAGCCAUGCCCAAUGGCCAGGUCCAGCGUUUCCUCUUCACUCCCAUGCCUCCAGCUUUGUCAUCUUCAACCUCAGCGCCUACCACCACAAAACCUGUUUCAGCCCAGACCACUCAAAGCCCCAUGUCAACACCAGCCCAAGUCAGAGCCCCUGCACAAGUCCAGACAACUGCCUCUACCUUAGCCCAAACCCAAGUUACAGCCCCUGUGCCUGUCCCAACACAAGUUGCAGCCCAGCCCUCAACCCAAGUUCAUGUUUCUGCUCCAGUCUCUGUCCCUGUGCAGCCACCAACAGCAGCCCCAGCACAAGUUGCAGCCCCAACCAUGACUCAACCACACGUCUUCACCCAAGCCCCGGCCCCUGCACAAACCCAAGCUGCAGUCCCACCCAUGGGCCAAACACAAGUUUCUGCCCUUGCCCCAGCCUCAGUCCCUGUACAAAACCAAUCUACAUUGCCACCCAUUGGCCAAAUGAAAGUUUCUGCCCUUGCCCCAGCCUCAGUCCCAGCACAGACACAAGCUACAGUCCUACCCAUGGGCCAAAUGCAAGUUUCUGCUCUUGCACCAGCCUCAGUCCCAGCACAAACGCAAGCUGCAGUCCUACCCAUUGGCCGAACACAGGUUUCUGCCCUUACCCCAUCCUCAAUCCCAGUACAAACCCAGGGUGGAGAAUCUGUAUCAGCCCCAGGACAAGUUGCACCCCUAAGCCAGUCCCAGACAUUUGCCUUUACCCCUACACCUGCCCUAACCUCAGCCUCUGUCCAAAUGCAAGUUGCAGCUUCUGUUUGUGCUUUAGCUCCAGCCCCUUUCACACCUCCUGCCCAAGCUGUUGUCUCAGCAGCCGCUGCAGAUGUGGCCCAAGCACCAGUUUCUGUUCCUUUAUCUGUUCCUAUUCCUGCCCAAGUUAUAACCCCUGCCCUUGCUCCCGCCUCUGCUCCUGUUGUAGCUGCUGCCCCCAACCAAGUUGGUGUCCCAUCCCCAGCCAGAGCCAUGGCCCCUGUACCUUUCCAUACCACAAUGGCCAAUGCUGCUGUCACACCAGUCACAGCCACCUCUACAACACCUUCAGUGCCAGCUCUGACAGAACAGAGACCAGUUCAGCCUCAGGUUUGGACUCCUGCCUCAUCUCAAGCCCAGACUCCAGUCCAGCCAGCUCAACAGGCUGCAGCUCCUGUUCAGCCCCCUGCCUUGGCCCCCCUAUCUUCCCUUGCUACUGUACCCGUUUCUGCCCCUGCACCAGUCACCACACAUUCACCCAUUACCUCGCUGACUCAGCCACCACUUCCCCCUCAUCCUCAGGCACAAGUCCAGCACUCUGCUGCUGCAUCUGUGCAGCACGUAGCUCAAAUGCCGGUCUCACCGAUGCAGGUUCAUAUGAAGGCUCUACCUGUCUCUUCUAUAGUUACCACAGUGAGACCCAGUCAGCCUCAAUUCCAGCCCCAGGCCCACACGCAACUUCAACCCCAGGCUCAAGCCCCAAUCCGUGCACAGAUUCAGGUCCAACCCCAUAGUCAAGCCCAACAAAUCGCCCAGCUUCAGGCCCAAGCACAAGCCCAAAUACAACCCCAGGUCCGAGUCCAGUUUCAGCCACAGGCACAAAUUCAGCCACAAACUCAGCAACAGCCCCAAUGCCAAGUUCAGCCCCUGGCUCAGAUUCAACCUCAGGUGCAGUUUCAGUCCCAGGCCCAAGGCCAAGCUCAAAACCAAACCCUGCCCCAGGUCCAGGCCCAUCUCCAAUCAAGAGUACAACCUCAAUACCACCCCCAGGUACAAGUUCAGUUUCAACCACAGGCCCAAACGCAGCCUCAGGCUCAGCAACCGCCCCAGGUCCAAACUCAACCACAGGUUCAGCCGCAGCCUCAGGUUCAGUCUCAGGCUCAAGCUCAGCUCCAGCCCCAGCCACAGAUCCAACCCCAACUCCAUGCCCAUGUUCAAGUUCAAUUCCAGCAACAAAGCCAGACUCAUGCACAGCCUCAGACCCAUCCACAGCCCCAGGUCCACACUCAGUCACCUGUUCAAACCCAACCCCAAGUUCAAGUUCAGUUCCAGCAACAGACCCAAGUCCAGCAACAGCUUCAGGUCCAAGCCCAACCCCAAGUCCAAGCCAAACUACAAGUCCAAUUCCAGCCUCAGAACCAAACUCAACUUCAAGCGCAGCCUCCACUUCAGGUCCAGCCUCAAAUCAGGCAUCAGCUCAUCACCGUUCCAGGUCUUCAACAACCAGUCCAGCUACUUUCAGCCCUCCCACCCCAUGUUGCAGCCCAGAUCCAAGCCCAGAUCCAGGCUCAGGCACAACAGCAGGGUGGCACUGUUCCUCAGCAAAUCAAGUUGCAACUGCCAAUUCAGAUCCAGCAGCCAGGGGGGCAAGUACAGACCCACCAGAUCCAGAACAUGGUGGCCAUACAGGCGCCAGCAAGUGUCCAGGAGCAGCUCCAGAGGAUGCAGCAGCUCCGAGAUCAACAGCAGCAGCAGCAACAACAGCAGCAGCAGCAACAACAACCACAACCACCACCACAGCAGCAACAACAACCGAAGAAGAAGAAACAGCAGGAAUCCAAAAGGGAGCAGAAGGAGCAUAACCUGCAGGUCACUAGUCCUGGAGACGGAAACCAAAAACAGAUGGCAGCAAAGCAGAAUGCUACAGCAGAACAGCUGAAACAAAGGAAGACCCUGGCUGCAGCUGAGCGAGAGGAGAACCAGAGGAUGAUUGUGUGCAAUCAGGUGAUGAAGUACAUCCUAGACAAGAUUGAGAAGGAUGAGAAGCAGGCAGCUAAGAAGAGGAAGAAGGAGGAAGUGGUGGAGCAAAAACGUUCCAAGCAGAAUGCCACUAAGCUGACUGCACUGCUUUACAAGCACAAGGAGCAGCUUAAGGCUGAGAUCCUGAAGAAGCGGGCCCUGCUGGACAAGGAGCUACAGCUGCAAGUGCAGGAGGAGCUGAGGAGGGACAUAGCCAGGCUACAGAAAGAAAAGGAGAAGGCUCGAGCUGCUAUUGCCCAGGCAGCUGCAGCUGCAGCUGCAGCCAAGGCACCUCCCACUCUUCCCACUCCUCCCAUUCCUCCCAUUCUUCUCACUCUACCCAUUCCUCACUCUAGCCACACAGUGACCUCACCCUCCUCGUCCCAUAAACGUAAGAGGGAAGAGGAGAGAGACAAAGAUAGAAACAGAGAUAGGGACAGGCAUCGUGACAAGGACAAGAAACGGGACAGGGACAGAGAUAGAGACCGGGACAGGGACAGAUAUAGAGACAGAGAUAAGGACAGAGAUCGAGAGAGAGACCGAGACCGAGAUCGGGAUAGACAUCGGGACAGGGACAGAGAGAAGGACAGAGACAGAGACAGAGAUUCCAGCUCUUCAAAACACAAAAAGAAGAAGACUAUGUCUACUACCUCAAAGGAUCACAAGAAGGACACCAAACUGUACUGCAUCUGCAAAACACCUUAUGACGAGUCAAAGUUCUACAUUGGCUGCGAUCUGUGCUCCAACUGGUUCCAUGGCGCAUGUGUUGGCAUCACAGAAAAAGAGGCCAAGAAGUUGGAGGACUUUGUGUGUAAUGACUGUAAACGUGGCCAAGAGGGAGGAAGCAAUGAAGAACUGUACUGUAUCUGCCGAACACCAUACGACGAAUCACAGUUUUACAUCGGCUGCGACCGCUGCCAGAACUGGUACCACGGGCGCUGUGUUGGCAUCAUGCAAAGUGAAGCCAAUCACAUAGAUGUGUACGUGUGCCCGCAGUGCCAGUCGACAGAAGAUGCCAUGACUGUCCUCACGCCGCUCACUGACAAAGACUACGAGGGGUUGAAAAGAAUAUUACGUUCGUUACAGUCUCAUAAAAUGGCAUGGCCUUUCCUUGAACCAGUGGAUCCCAACGACGCCCCUGAUUAUUAUCGUGUCAUCAAGGAGCCAAUGGACUUUUCUACAAUGGAUAGCCGAUUGCAAAAGCGACAUUACCAUAAGCUCACAGAGUUUGUGGCCGACGUGACCAAAAUCUUUGACAACUGCCGCUAUUACAACCCCAACGACUCGCCCUUCUUUCAGUGUGCCGAGCUUCUGGAGGGCUUCUUUGUACAGAAGCUUAAAGGUUUCAAAGCGAGCAGGUCUCAUAACAACAAGCUACAGUCUUCUUCAGCCUCUUAGAAAGCAUCGCACAUUGCUCAAACAAAAUGCACUCGCCAAGAAUAUGGCUUUUCUGAACAAUAAAUCUGAUCUGUGAUGGACUCUGCCUCGUCCUGUGUUUUGGAGACGCUCCUCUGACUGUCAGUGCGACCAGUGGUGCUGCUUCCACAGAAGCGUCAGGGGCAGGGCUGCCCUCCUGCCCGGUCCUGCCCUAAGGGAUCUUUUUUUGGCCUGUUGGGUCAGCAGGACUGUAAUAAGGAGUGUGAAUAACUAAAGGCAUUUCAAAAGAAAGUUUACCUCGGAGAAAGGACUCUUAAAGAGCUCUCACAUUUCCAUGUACUUUAUUUUUCAUCUGAAUUUUCUCUCUCUUUUUUUUCUGCCUGUUGAAAAGCCCUUAGGCCAUCAUUGUGGUCAUGUCCAACAAGAAGUAAGAAUUUGAAUACUGCAAUACAUUGGCUGAGUUUUACUAAGCAUAAUGUAUCAAAAGUUUUGUGUCUGAAAUCAGAUUUCACAGUGGAACACCUUUCCUCCCCUUUCAACUCAUUGUUUUGUCUGAAGUGGCAUGGAAGGCUAAAUAAAUGUCUGGACAUCACUAGUCUGUCUGGUUAAGCUUCUGUAGCCUACUGAAAGUAAUAAGCUAUUCUAAGUGGUUUUUGCUCUGCAGUAGUGACUGACUGAGAAGGAUAAACAACGUGUAUCUGAAGGUAUCAUGCCCUGUUUGUAAAAAUUUGUCAGAUUUUGACUUUCCUUUUUCUUUUUUUGUAUUACAGCUGAAGAAAUAUUGAUGUAUAUUAAACAUAAUAAAUGAAAAAGACUUAUCUCUUCCUCUU
Messenger RNA from Myripristis murdjan (pinecone soldierfish), 11645 nucleotides. It is a transcript of the gene bptf, whose product is annotated as bromodomain PHD finger transcription factor. Gene Ontology annotation, molecular function: RNA polymerase II cis-regulatory region sequence-specific DNA binding. Gene Ontology annotation, cellular component: NURF complex. Gene Ontology annotation, biological process: regulation of transcription by RNA polymerase II. Lineage: Eukaryota; Metazoa; Chordata; Actinopteri; Holocentriformes; Holocentridae. The record is from RefSeq and is a predicted model, not a curated record.